This is a messenger RNA of Octodon degus (degu), 4981 nucleotides long. RefSeq names its product zinc finger protein 652 (gene Znf652). Gene Ontology annotation, cellular component: nucleus. The coding region runs from base 169 to 1998 and encodes 609 amino acids. Gene Ontology annotation, biological process: regulation of transcription by RNA polymerase II. Gene Ontology annotation, molecular function: DNA-binding transcription factor activity, RNA polymerase II-specific; RNA polymerase II cis-regulatory region sequence-specific DNA binding. The transcript is spliced from 5 exons. The record is from RefSeq and is a predicted model, not a curated record. NCBI's taxonomy places the organism in Eukaryota, Metazoa, Chordata, Mammalia, Rodentia, Octodontidae.
GACUUAUGCUGUGGUGCUGUGACACUGGAAGAAUUGCACAAAGGUCUCAGGCACAUCUGUUUGUCACUUGAGCAAUUCUCUGUGGAUGGAAAAAUAUUUGAGUUUUAUUACCUUGUUUGAAAUCUGUUGCCCUAGUCUGAACUACUUAACAGAUUGGGCCACUUACCAAUGAGCCACCCAGCCAGUUCUGGUCAGGAACUGGUUGAAAACUGUGCUGUGCAUGUAGCAGGGAUGGCACAAGAAGAAAACCGUCGUGGUCAAGUGCCAUCCACCUUUUACCAUGGUGCCAACCAAGAGCUUGACCUGUCCACCAAGGUGUAUAAAAGGGAGUCUGGAAGUCCCUAUUCUGUGCUGGUGGACACCAAGGUGAGCAAGCCACAUCUCCAUGAGACAGAGGAACAGCCGUAUUUCAGGGAGACAAGAGCAGCGUCUGACGUGCACGCUGUCAAGGAAGACCGGGAGAAUUCCGAUGACACGGAGGAGGAGGAGGAGGAAGUCUCUUACAAAAGGGAGCAGAUCAUAGUGGAGGUAAACCUUAAUAAUCAAACAUUAAAUGUGUCUAAAGGGGAAAAGGGUGUCUCUUCUCAGUCCAAAGAGACUCCUGUUCUUAAGACGAGCAGUGAGGAGGAAGAGGAAGAGAGUGAGGAGGCGACAGAUGACAGCAAUGAUUAUGGAGAGAACGAAAGGCAGAAGAAAAAGGAGAAGAUAGUGGAAAAAGUCAGCGUUACCCAAAGGCGAACGCGGAGAGCAGCCUCUGUCGCUGCAGCUGCCACUGCCCCUUCUCCCAGAACCACGAGAGGAGGGCGUAGGAAGAGUGUAGAGCCACCUAAGCGUAAGAAGCGGGCAGCCAAAGAGCCCAAGGCGCCAGCCCAGAAAGCUAAGUGUGAAGAGAAAGAGACUCUGACCUGUGAGAAGUGCCCCAGGGUGUUUAAUACUCGCUGGUACCUGGAGAAGCACAUGAACGUUACUCACAGGCGCAUGCAGAUCUGUGAUAAGUGUGGCAAGAAGUUUGUCCUGGAAAGUGAGCUGUCCCUUCACCAGCAAACAGACUGUGAAAAAAACAUUCAGUGUGUUUCCUGUAACAAAUCAUUCAAGAAACUCUGGUCCCUGCAUGAACAUAUCAAGAUUGUACAUGGAUAUGCAGAAAAGAAAUUUGCCUGUGAAAUUUGUGAGAAGAAAUUCUAUACCAUGGCUCACGUGCGGAAACAUAUGGUUGCACACACAAAAGACAUGCCGUUCACAUGUGAGACCUGCGGGAAGUCAUUCAAGCGCAGCAUGUCACUCAAGGUGCAUUCCCUGCAGCACUCUGGAGAGAAGCCCUUCAGGUGCGAGAACUGUGACGAGCGGUUCCAGUACAAAUACCAGCUGCGCUCCCACAUGAGCAUCCACAUCGGGCACAAGCAGUUCAUGUGCCAGUGGUGCGGCAAGGAUUUCAACAUGAAGCAGUACUUCGACGAGCACAUGAAGACGCACACAGGAGAGAAGCCCUUCAUCUGCGAGAUCUGUGGCAAGAGCUUCACCAGCCGGCCCAACAUGAAGCGGCACCGGCGCACGCACACCGGGGAGAAGCCCUACCCAUGCGACGUGUGUGGCCAGCGCUUCCGCUUCUCCAACAUGCUCAAGGCGCACAAAGAGAAGUGCUUCCGCGUGACCAGCCCAGUGACCGUGCCUGUGACGCCCGCGCCCAUCCCACCCGCCACGUCUCCGGCGGCGCCGGUCCCCAUCCCCGCGGCAGUGAGUGCCCCUGCUACCCCGGCCGCACCCGGCAGCCUGAGCCCGGUGAGCGCCCUCCCGCCACGACCCAUCCCGCACCCCUUCUCGCACCUGCACCUCCACACACACCCGCACCACCCGCACCACCUGCCCAUCCCGCCGGUGCCCCACCUGCCCCCACCACCUGCACUCUUCAAGAGCGAGCCGUUGAACCACCGCGGCCAGAGUGAGGACAGCUUCCUGCGGCACCUGGCGGAGAAGAAUGGUGCGGCCCAGCACCACUAGCCUCGGCCAGCUGGGGUCGAGUGGGCAGCGGUUUACUGGCCGCAGCCUCCUCGCCAGCCCUGGGCUCUGUCAGGAUCUGCAUGAACCAGCAGACCUGGGCACAGAGCCGGGGACCACCUAACACUCAUGGCAACUGUCCUCAAAACCAGGGGAACCACCGAACUGAAGCCCAAUUUGCUUGCAUUUUCUGAUGACUUUUAUAAAUUUCAAAUACUCCAACUUAUGGGAUUUUAUAAUUUCAUAUCAGCUGAUGAGGUAUGCUUGCUUUUAUAUCCUGGACUUCUCCUCAAAGAGGAGAUAGGCCUGGUUUUCUUUGUACUAAUCGGGAAGGCUGUGAGAUUAAUCCAGAGCAUUAAUUGUAUCACUGUGUAUUGUAAUGAAUUCUUUUCAGCUUUUGGUGCUGGCUGCAGAGUGGAGCUAGCCCCGGUUCACAGUAUAUCAUAUCAAGCAUUAUAGAGAAAGAAAUUUUCUUCUUUGUGUAGCUCUCCUAACGCACUCUUUAUUUUACUACAGAAAUUAUUUUAGAGUUUUUGUAUAGACUUCUUAGUAGUCUGUUUCUAAAAUGAAAUGUAUUUCAAUAAGCGGUGUAAUUUUUCAGUGUAGCUGAACUUACGUUGUAAAAUAGAAAGAAUUUUUAUAAUCAUCAAAUGUGAUUCUUAAAGAUGCAUAUAACUUCUAUAAUUCAGAGUUAUUCUUACACCCGUACAACUCAAAGGUGCUUUAGAGACUGGCUGUCUCUGCGCGGGCCACCGGCCAGGUUCCCACAGGAGCGCGGCUUUGCCUCGGAGCAGAGCAGUGUAAGAUCCGCGUUACAGAUGCCCCGCGGCCGGCCGCGUGCCUGGCCUCCGUGCUGCUUCGGGCUCCAUUCCUGCACUAAGUGGAGAGACCUGCCGAGAGUUGGGCUUCUUCCAAGGCCAUCGCACACAGUUGCCCUGGUUUGGAAAUGUAGACGAAGUUGUUGACGGUCAGGAAAAGGAAGUGGUAUAGUAGGAUUGUUGCUUCCUAGUCAUGGCUGUUUCUCCCUUUCUUUAGGGACUCUGCUCGUGUUUGACCCUCUGGGAAACAAGUAGGAGCCUUUCAUCUUGAGGUUGCUUUAUUUUUCUAGAAUUGUUACCAGAAGUUAAACUAGUAAACUGAAGUCUCCAAUGUGAUUUGCCAGUAGUGGACGAGAAAUCUGGGUGAGAAGACAAACCGGGUGUGGGUUUGGGAACAUCUGAUGCCCACGGCUGAGCAAUUUUCGCAGGUUAAAGACCAGGCCAGUCCGAAGUGUUGCUGGGCUGCGGGAGCCUUGCUGGCCUGCAGCCUUCGGUGAGGAGAGUAGCGCUGCCUGGCUCCAGGCAGCGAGUUCGGCCGCUUUGCUGGCAUGGGUGCAGGGCAGGUGGGGCAGGGCACGUGGAUGACGACCACACUCAGCCAGGUUCCGUAUUGCCACCAAGUCCAUGUUCAUCUCAGAGAUCGGAGUCCAAGGACAGGUCCUUCUCUCUCAGCUGCCCUCUUCAUUUGAAACCUUGAGAUUCCUUCGUUACUCUUCCUCGGGUCCUUAAAUCAUUACCCAGCUUUUAUUUAUUUUAUUUUUUAAUAUUAAAUGCAGAUAGGCGACAAGCACUUUUCCAGCUGAUUAGCUCUGUAACAGGGAAAAAUAAAACUCUUGGUUGAGCUUAAAUCCUGAUUUCCUGUACCCUCUCUCAACUUUUUGGUUUAAUGAUCCUAAGUUUUCUACUUCUGAUUUUGUCUUUGUCUUCUAUAAUGCAUAGGAAAAUAUUGCAGGAGACAGAGAAGUAUCUCAAGAUGUACUUUUCCUCUUCGUUUUGAAUAUAAGUUUUUAAAAAUAGUAUUUUUAGUAUUUGUGUAUGUUCUUGGAGCCCCUGGCACCCAAGCCAAUAAGGAAAUUAAUUCCCUGCUGUGACUAUUACGACUUCAGUGUCUGUCCCUGCUCCCUCCUCCAUCUCCUUUGCAUUCCAGGACAAGUUUGUAAAGCUACACUUUUCUGUAGACAUAGCAUAUAUCAAGGCUAAAGGGCGGGGAGAUGGCUCAAUAGAAUAAGCGCUUCCUUGGCAAGCGCAAGGGCCUGAGUUCAAUCCCCAGUUCUGCAAAAAAAAAAAGGCUAUAAUGUUAAAAUAAUUAUUCUUAAAGAGAUAUACAUUAUAGGCUUAGUUCAUUGGUUAUACCUUCAUUGUUCUAAAUAAAUUUACAGUAUUGGGCAAUAAUUUAAAAUUACAGACUUGAGAUCUUUGAAUGAAUCCUUUCAUGAAGUAUGCUGUGAGUAUACCCAGAAAAUUCAGGUAGUUGUCUGUCAUUCACGUCGUUGUAAUCCCAUAGGAAAGUAGCUGAUACACAGGAAAAAUCAGUAGCAAGCAAAUCACCACCACCAUCCUUUCCAGAAGUAAAAGAAAAAAAAAAUUAAAGUUAGCAUUAUCAUACAGUAAAAUUCUUGUUGAAAUAGAGUGUGGAACAAUCUAGAAGCUUCCACUCUAUUUUCUUCUGGCUCGUCCCUUCCCGGACAUAUGAACUGUGGUGCAGGAGGACAGCCUCUGUGGUAUCACAUGGUGCGCGACAGUGACCUGCGCCAAGGAGAGUCAACGCGAACGCUCCGAAUAGCCAAAUAGCCGGCUGCUUGGGAAGCCUUCUGGGGUCGGGGGGACCUCUGGCCAGGGCGAGAAGUGGGUGCUCGCCGCGCUCGAGCCUGUUACCUGCUCGGCUGCUCUGGAAUGACUCCGGAGCGCUGGGUUCUCAACCCUUCUUGCUGUGAUUUCAAAGACAGUAGAGGCCCUAAGUAGCGGUCCACAAAAUGAGGCUCUCUGAUAACUGUGUUUUACAGUCUUCAAGGGCUUGUAUUGCUGCAGGCGCUAUGGAAAAUUCCCCAAGGGCUUUUCCGAGUUGGCAUUGUAUCUCUGGUGAUUGGUUGGUGUUUGUGGUUUUUGUCUUUUUUUUCAUAGAUUCAUCAUUCAAUUUUUUUUUUUUUUUUUUUUUUGGUACAGGGUCU